Molecule: messenger RNA, 728 nt
Organism: Botrytis cinerea B05.10
Lineage: Eukaryota; Fungi; Ascomycota; Leotiomycetes; Helotiales; Sclerotiniaceae
Gene: Bcmet14
Product: Bcmet14
Exons: 2
Coding region: 41-658 (205 amino acids)
Biological process (GO): sulfate assimilation
Molecular function (GO): ATP binding; adenylylsulfate kinase activity
Source: RefSeq, a predicted model, not a curated record
GAAAAAAAUAACUCUCAAUUUUCUCACACAAUUCUUUAAAAUGUCUACAAAUAUCACUUGGCACCCCUCCCUCACCCGCGCCGAGCGCACCACCCUCCGCAAACAACGCGGCUUCACAAUCUGGUUUACCGGACUUUCUGCCUCUGGAAAAUCUACCAUUGCCACCGCUCUCGAACAACAUCUUCUCCAUCUCGGACAUGCCGCAUAUCGUCUCGACGGCGACAAUGUCCGUUUUGGACUCAACAAAGAUCUCGGAUUCGACGAGAAGUCCCGCAACGAGAACAUUCGUCGUAUUGCCGAAGUCGCAAAGUUGUUCGCAGAUAGUUGUACCAUCGCUUUAACAUCAUUCAUCUCUCCCUACAAGGCAGAUCGAGCUGUUGCGAGGGAAUUGCAUGAAAAGGCCGCCAAUGGAGACGACGCUAUUCCAUUUAUUGAGGUUUUCAUCGAUAUUCCUGUUGAGGAGGCAGAGAAGAGAGAUCCAAAGGGAUUGUAUAAGAAGGCUAGAGCUGGUGAGAUUAAGGAUUUCACUGGUAUCAGUGCGCCAUAUGAGGAGCCCGAGAAGGCAGAGAUUCAUUUGAGGACGGAUAAGUUGAGUGUGGAGGAGUGUGUGCAGAAGAUUGUGGAGUAUUUGGAGAAGGAGAAGUUGUUGAAGUUGUAAAUUUAGAUACCUUGGACAAGACAUUUCGAGCGAUUGAAAAGAAUUAUUUCAUCAAAAAUGCUAGAUAUCA